AUGAAAAUUUUAUUAUUUAUUUUUUUAUUUUUUAGUAUUGCAUAUUCUUUGCCCUCAAAUAUUAACACUGCCCUAAGUAUAGGAAUUUCUCCAAAAUUUAAAAAAGCAUUUGACGGAGAGUUAUUAGGUUCAAAUGAUUGGUUAAAAAUUUUGGAAUUUAGUUCAAAUAAAAAAGUUAUUAUUGAUAUUUUCGAUAGUUAUAACUCUGAUUUUAUAAAUGAAAAUAAUUUUCAAAUUUUAGUUCAAGAAUUAAGAAGAAACAAAGUAAACUCUAUUGAAUUUAGUUUUAGUUUUUGUUUAAAUUCAAAGAAUAGUUAUAAAGAUAUUAUAAAAACAUUUAAUAAUAAUUUAAGAAAAACCAAUUUAUUCCCAGAAAAUAUUUGGUUUAAUAUUGAAUCAAAUUAUCAAAAUUGUUAUAAUAAUGAUGGCAAAAGUAUUGAUGGUUUAUUGGGUGGAAAUUUAGAUAAUAAAUUUGAUAAAAAUCAAGAGUAUUAUGAAUUUACAAAGGAUGUUUUAAACACAUUCAGAGAAUAUGGUUAUAGUGUUGGCAUCAAAGUUUCAAAAGAAACCUAUAACAAAGUUUUUGGAAAUAUAAAAGAUUCACGUUUUUCAUCAUUCCCAUUGUUUUAUUUAAAGAGUGGUACAAACCAAGAGUUUGAAGAUUAUUAUUUAUCUCCAAUUGGUUUAUGGACAGAUUUUAAAGUUAAACAAUUCAGAAGGUUAAAUGAUAUUAUAAAGAUUUCAAAAGAAGGAGAUGUGGAUAUUUAUUUAAAUUCCCACAAAUUAAUAGGGGGAGUAGACCUUUUCAAUGGAUUUGGAAGUGGAAGUGGUGGUAGUGGUGGAGGUAGUGGUAGUGGCAGUGGUAGUGGUAGCUCCGGCAGUUCAGGAGCCCAAUUGUCUGGUACAGGUGAAGUUCAGUUCUUUUAA
Molecule: messenger RNA, 927 nt
Organism: Dictyostelium purpureum
Lineage: Eukaryota; Evosea; Eumycetozoa; Dictyosteliales; Dictyosteliaceae
Exons: 6
Coding region: 1-927 (308 amino acids)
Biological process (GO): glucose homeostasis; signal transduction; cell-cell adhesion
Source: RefSeq, a predicted model, not a curated record